AUCGGGCAGCUUCCGGCCCGCCUGCAGCCGCCGCCGCCGCCGCCGCCACCGCCGCUGUCGUCGCAGGCGGCGCCGCUGGGACACGCGCACGCCGCGGACUGCCCUCUGCACGGCUAUCCGGCCAUCUUCCAGUCGCUCGGCCCGGCCUCUGUCGGACCGGGCAGCAGGGCACUGCUGCUGGCGGCCGCAGGGCCCGGCGGCGUCGACUCGCUGCUCGCUCGGCCGCUGGUGUCGGAGCUCGCUGGUGGCCAUUUGGCCAAUCCGAUCGGUCAUACUGGCACUAUCGAUCCGGCCGGUGUGGCGAAUCCGACCAAUCCGGACGUCGCGAGACUUGUGACGCCGACUGGCGGUCAGUUCGCCCGCCUCAGCGGCAACACUUUCACGCUGACCGCGGCCCCGGGGCUGCCGAGUGCCGCGGGUCUGCUGGCCAGCCUGAGCAGCCACAGCAGCAGCACCAGCGCCAGCAGCGGUGGCGAGCAGAAUCGCAGUCUGUCCGUCGCUAGCCCGACGAUGCCGCCCGGCCUCACCUCGGUCCGCCUGGAGCCACCCACCUCCGGCGUAUACCAGCCCUGUCCGUUGCACGGCAACCUGAUGGCCUCUUUUGCUCCUAUCGUCUCGGCCGGGCCCGGAACCAGCAGUCCGCCGGAGCCCGGCCGACCGGCCUGGUCGGCGCGCGGCGUCAAAGUGAUCCUGCCACCGCCCAGUCUGACGACUGGGCCCACUCUUCCUGACGAACUGUCCGAACCCGGCCUGUUGCCCCGGCAACCCAUCCUCGGGCCCGGCCAACUCAGCGCCACCGUGAGCCGUCGCAGUCGGGCCAACCUGCGUCUCGGCGGCCUCGUCCCCAUGCCAACGCUGGUGGGUGGCCUGCGCGCCUCCGCGGUGACAAUGUCUCGAGCCGAGGCCCGGCGUCUACAGGUCUCGGCCCUCAUGGCAGAUCCGCUGCCGUCGUCCACCUCCACGCCUCUUCUUCUCGUCCAAUCAUCGAGUCCCACGAGCACCGGUGCCAGCACGACUCCGCCACAUUCAAUUGGUCAGACCAGUCUGGCCUGGCGGAAGGACAGAGGCUCAACGGCGCUCGACCGAUCCACGUCAGUUCGUCCCGGCGAGGCUGACGAGGCCGGUGAGGCCGACGAGGCCGCAGACAGCGCCGACGCUGGAGGCAUGCAGACAGCAGCCGCCAGACAGACCGGCCAAAGUGAAGCCGAUUCGACUAGUCGAAAGGAUGCGGCAACGCUGGCGGCCGGUCAACGCACCACGAGCAUGCCGAGGCCACGCUCCGGAAAGAAGCCCGAGGACGAGGGCUACAGCACAGCGGUCUGA
Molecule: messenger RNA, 1323 nt
Organism: Protopolystoma xenopodis
Lineage: Eukaryota; Metazoa; Platyhelminthes; Monogenea; Polystomatidea; Polystomatidae
Source: the annotation of a GenBank genome assembly